UCCCGCCUGCGGAACUCACUUCAGUCGUCUGCCUGAAUUCAACCGCGUAGCACUUCGGUCGGUCCUAAAAAAGCACAGAAUGGAGAAGAACUAUCCGUACGAGCAGCAGCAAACUCAAGCUCCCCAGGCACCGCCCGGUUAUGACAACACCCAGGUCUAUCCUAAUUUGCAUCAGCAACAGCCGAUGAUUAUUCAGGCACCCCCCAAUGUUUUGGGUGGCGUCCCGUCCAUGGCAACCUGUCCGAGUUGCGGAGUCCGCAGGGAAACGAAUGUGGAAUUCGAGCCAAGCACCAAAACCCAUUUGCUGGCCCUCCUCAUCUGCAUGUUGGGGGGCAUCUGCUGCUGUUGCAUUCCCUACUGCAGCGACUCCUGCCAGUCGGCCAAACACACCUGCAGAAGCUGUGGAGCCUAUGUGGGAACAUACAAGAACUAAAAUUCCUGAUCGAAAAAACUUAUUUUGCUUGACCAAUGAUGACGUCAUACUUCGUGACAAAUUUAGAGGAACGAGUUGGGAUUAGAAUUCCGCCACAUUUUUAUUGUUCUUCGAAUUCAGAUUAAGCACACCAGUUUAUAUUGUAAAAAUCCGUUAAUGCUAUUUGUACAUUUCAAUUAAAAUAAAUAAUUACGCCACCGUUAA
Molecule: messenger RNA, 637 nt
Organism: Drosophila biarmipes
Lineage: Eukaryota; Metazoa; Arthropoda; Insecta; Diptera; Drosophilidae
Product: lipopolysaccharide-induced tumor necrosis factor-alpha factor homolog
Exons: 3
Coding region: 80-433 (117 amino acids)
Molecular function (GO): zinc ion binding
Source: RefSeq, a predicted model, not a curated record